Messenger RNA from Somion occarium, 1045 nucleotides. The record is from the annotation of a GenBank genome assembly. Lineage: Eukaryota; Fungi; Basidiomycota; Agaricomycetes; Polyporales; Cerrenaceae.
GAAGUGCACCUUGCAGCUUGAACACAUAAUAGCUUGUAGUAUCUUCUAAUCUCCAAGUCUAGCAGUCGGGAUUGCAUAGUUACAUAGGGGCUUUUUAUAUAUCGCUUGUAACAAAGGUGCGGAUGUCAUGAGCUUCAAGUUGGCUUUGACAGGCAAGCUCAUACCAUGAAUCGAAGAACGAUGUCAGCCCCUAGCAGCACGCUUGUAGUUCAUCAUUUGAAUGACUCGCGAUCUCAGCGAAUUCUCUGGCUUCUAGAAGAGCUUGACGUGCCGUAUGAAUUGAAGAAAUAUCAACGCAUGCCAGACAUGACAGCCCCAAAGGAACUCACCGCCGUGCAUCCUCUUGGAUACGCGCCGGUGAUCACCGAUGGAGAUAUCACCCUCGCUGAGAGUGGCGCCAUUGUUGAAUACAUCAUCAAUAAGUAUGGCGGAGGCAAGGCAAACCUUCCCGAGGCAGGAAAGAUAGAUGACUUGUACUACGCUCAUUACGCGGAGGGGUCGCUUAUGCCAAUGCUCGUGAACAAGCUGGUUUAUAACAUUGUACCACAAAGAUCACCGUUCAUACUGCGGCCCCUUGUCAAGAUUGUGUUUAGCACACUACAGACCAAGAUGCUUGAUCCGCGCUUGGAGAAACAUGCUGCAUUCAUUGAACAACAUCUGUCAAAGGACAACAGACAGUGGUUUGCUGGCGGCGACGGGCCAACCGCCGCCGACUACCAAAUGUCUUUCCCGUUGGAAACCUGGUGUCAUCGUUUCCCUGAGGUUCUCGGUCCAAAUACCAAGGAAUAUGUCAAACGAAUCCAUCAGCGACCGGCGUACAAGAAGGCCCUUGAGAAAGGUGGCAAGUACACCUAUGCUGAAUGAAUGUGGUGUUUUCCUUCAUACCUAGCAGCCCCCUUAUACCUAGCAGCGAUUUCAUCCUGACGAGCUUCACGGAGAACACCAAUAUGUUGUAACAUUCGUCAACGAUACCUUGGACUUUUGGAAUGUAGCUGUGCCUUCAAAUACAAUUAUGACUGUGUCAAGCAAUCCAGAUCUGAUCUCU